AACUGCUUUAAUGGAAAAAAAUUUCAUGCUUCGAUCGUAGGACCAGUCAAGCGCACUUUUAAAGAACACAAACAACAAAGCUUCAAUGGCCAUUUGAGAUCUCUCUCCCUCUCUCUCUCUCUCUCUCUCCCUCUCUUUCUCUUUCUCUCUCGGAUUCGCCCUCGCUGAUCUAACAACGGUUAUCACUUUCCAAACGCAAUCAAUGGCAAAAAAUCAUCAGAGUUGCUCGACUCAGCUUAUUGAUGGAGAUGGUGCAUUUAAUGUUGAUGGGAUAGAUAAUUUUAUCAAGGAAGUAAAACUGGGGGAAUGUGGACUCUCAUAUGCUGUGGUCUCCAUAAUGGGCCCACAGAGCAGUGGAAAGAGUACACUAUUGAAUCAUUUGUUUGGAACAAACUUUAGGGAAAUGGAUGCAUUUAAAGGAAGGUCUCAAACCACUAAAGGUAUUUGGUUGGCAAGAUGUGCUGGUAUUGAACCAUGCACGCUGGUGAUGGACUUGGAGGGUACUGAUGGAAGAGAACGGGGAGAGGAUGAUACUGCAUUUGAAAAGCAGAGUGCUCUCUUUGCCCUUGCUGUUUCAGACAUAGUGCUAAUAAACAUGUGGUGCCAUGAUAUAGGCCGGGAGCAAGCAGCAAAUAAGCCUCUCUUAAAGACUGUAUUCCAGGUUAUGAUGCGGUUGUUUAGUCCACGUAAAACUACUUUGAUGUUUGUCAUAAGGGAUAAAACACGGACACCAUUGGAAAAUCUAGAACCUGUGCUGAGAGAAGAUAUUCAGAAGAUAUGGGACUCUGUUCCUAAACCACAAGCCCACAAGGAAACUCCGCUAAGUGAAUUUUUCAAUGUUGAAGUAGUUGCCCUCUCCAGUUUUGAGGAAAAGGAAGAGCAAUUCAAAGAGCAGGUUGCUAGUUUGAGAGAGCGUUUCUUCCAUUCUAUUGCUCCUGGUGGACUUGCUGGAGACCGACGGGGUGUGGUUCCAGCUUCAGGGUUUUCAUUCAGUGCACAGCAAAUAUGGAAAGUGAUCAAGGAGAACAAGGACCUUGACCUUCCAGCUCACAAGGUCAUGGUGGCAACUGUUCGCUGUGAAGAAAUUGCCAAUGAGAAGUAUGCCUUUUUCACUGAAAAUGAGGACUGGCAACAAUUGGAAGAAGAUGCUCAGUCUGGCCCGAUUCCUGGCUUUGGGAAGAAACUCAGCUCAAUCCUUGAUAAAUGCUUAGCAGAAUAUGAUGCAGAGGCUACAUAUUUUGAUGAAGGCGUCAGAUCUGCAAAGAGAAAGCAGCUUGAAGAAAAAUUACUGCAACUUGUCCAACCAGCUUUCCAAUCUGUAUUGGGCCACUUAAGAUCUGGAGCCCUGGACAAAUUCAAGGAUGCUUUUGAUAAGGCUUUGAAUGGAGGCGAAGCAUUUUCUUCUGCUGCUCAAACUUGUAGUCAAUGUUACAUGACUAUGUUUGAUGAACGAUGUGCAGAUACUGUUGUUGGACGAGCAAACUGGGAUACAUCUAAACUUCGGGAUAAGCUUAGGCGUGAUAUCGAUGCCCAUAUUGUUUCUGUCCGCACUGCAAAGCUAUCUGAACUGACUGCACAGUAUGAGUCAACAUUGAAUGAGUCGUUAUCAGGACCUGUGGAAGCUCUCCUAGAUGGAGCUAAUAAUGAGACCUGGGCUGCAAUAAGAAGGCUUCUUGAACGUGAAACUGAAUUAGCUGUCUCUGGACUAGCUAAUUCACUAACUGGUUUUGAUAUGGACGAAGAAACUAGAAAUAACAUGCUUAAAAGCCUGGAGGAUUAUGCCAGAAGCCUGGUAGAAACAAAAGCAAAGGAAGAAGCUGCCAGGGUUUUGAUACGUAUGAAGGACAGGUUUGCAACAUUAUUCAGCCAUGAUUCUGACUCAAUGCCACGUGUUUGGACUGGGAAGGAAGAUAUUCGGGCAAUUACAAAGACUGCUCGCUCUGCUUCCUUAAAGUUGCUCUCCGUUAUGGCUGCAAUCCGUUUGAAUGGUGACGCCGAUAAUAUUGAAAGUACAUUAUCUCUUGCUUUGGUUGAUUCUGCAAGCACGACUGCUAGUAAUAAGAGCAUUAUAGCAUAUGAUCCACUGGCUUCAAGCACUUGGGAACAGGUUCCAUCAUCAAAAACAUUGAUCACACCCGUACAGUGUAAAUCCUUGUGGAGGCAGUUCAAGGCAGAGACAGAGUAUACUGUUACUCAAGCAAUUUCUGCACAGGAAGCUAACAAACGUAAUAACAACUGGUUACCACCUCCAUGGGCCAUUGCUGCCUUAAUUAUCCUCGGAUUCAAUGAGUUCAUGACACUCUUAAGAAAUCCUCUGUAUCUUUUCGUCAUCUUUGUUGGCUUUCUACUUGCCAAAGCUCUUUGGGUGCAGUUGGACAUUUCUGGUGAAUUCCGCCACGGUGCUCUACCUGGUCUUAUAUCCUUGUCUACCAAGUUCCUUCCCACUGUUAUGAACCUUCUUAAAAAACUAGCGGAGGAAGGGCAAACAGUUUCAACAAACAACACGGGCAGAAACCCUCCAGUUGCAUCAAAAGGCAUCAGGAAUGGUGAAAGCACCAGCAGUGAAUUUUCAUCGAAUGCUUCCUCUGGGAUAACUUCAUCAGAAAAUAUAGUUGAUUACUCAAGUCCCUUGAAAGAAGACUAGAGGAAGUAAGUUAACCUGAAAGCAGGCAGUUGCUUUCUCUUUUUCCUUUUUUACAGAAAAACAAAAAAAAAAAAAAAGUUCUCAUGAUGCCUGUAUUCUGCUCACUCUGUUGUGGGGUGCUACACCGUGUGUGGUUCACGUAUUUCAACUUUUGAUAGCAUGUGAGAGUUUUAGGUCUUGAAGGCAUUGAUUUUUGUGCAAGUGCCGUAUACCAGGGGGCUGUGGCUUGAUGUGGAGAAGCCCCAUUAAUAGUCUACAUAUAUCUGAUUCUAGAUUUUGAGUUUUUUCCCUUAAUUUUGUUUUCAUUGGUUUGUUUAAUCAACAACUAGGCAUAUUUUUUUAACUACCUUAUCCUUGAUGGCCAAUUAUGCACCUAAAAUUUGUCCCUGUGAUUAUUGUAUCCACAAGCUUGAUUGUAUCUAAGUGAGAACCAUUAAUGGACCCUUUUUUAUUUUAGUUUGAAAAGGAAAUUUUCCGUAUUGUAAUUGGAAAAA
Carica papaya (papaya) is the source of this 3138-nucleotide messenger RNA. Its product is annotated as protein ROOT HAIR DEFECTIVE 3-like. The record is from RefSeq and is a predicted model, not a curated record. Lineage: Eukaryota; Viridiplantae; Streptophyta; Magnoliopsida; Brassicales; Caricaceae. Gene Ontology annotation, cellular component: endoplasmic reticulum. Gene Ontology annotation, biological process: endoplasmic reticulum membrane fusion. Gene Ontology annotation, molecular function: GTPase activity; GTP binding.